AUGGCUGCCUUCACACCCCUCGUCCUCUGUGGGGUGUGUGCAUUGCUUCUAUCAGUUGCACUCUAUGUUUUGAAGGUUUUUAAGCAAUCAGCUUUAAAUUUGCCUCCUGGUCCGUUUCCUCUGCCCAUCAUUGGCAACUUGCAUUUGCUGAACUUCAGAAGGCAAGACAAGUCACUAAUGAAGAUCUCAGAGAAAUAUGGCCCCGUGUUCACCGUCCAUUUGGGUUUCCAGAGGGUGGUGGUGCUCACUGGCUUUUUUUUGAACACAGCAGACGUGUUUGUGGACAGACCAGCUAUCCCCAUCUUCUAUCAGAUCCAGCAUGGAAACGGUGUGUUCUUUUCUUCUCAAGAGCUCUGGAAGACAACGCGGCGGUUCACCGUGGCCACGAUGAGAGACCUUGGCAUGGGGAAGCAUCUUGGAGAGGAAAUGAUACUUGAAGAGCUUCAUUUUCUCAUUGAGUUGAUCAAAUCCUUCAAAGGUGGGCCUUUCCGAUUACGAUACUUGAACACGGCCCCCACCAACAUCACCUUUGCUAUUCUCUUUGGGAAGAGGUUUGACUAUGAAGACCCAACGUUUGUCACUCUGUUAAGACUCAUAGAUGAAGUUAUGCACCUUCUUGGCUCUCCAUUCUUGCAUUUAUUUAAUUUCUACCCAUUCCUUGGAUUUCUUCUCACACCUCACAAGAUGAUACUGAAAAAAGUAGAAGAGGUGUGUGUGAUCUUAAGGAAGUCCAUCAAGGAAAGCAAAGAACAUAGUAAAGGCAGCACCCUGGCGAGCUACAUUGAUGCACUGGUAUUCAAACAGCAGGAAGAAAAUAAAAGCAAUGCACUCUUUAAUGAUGUGAAUGUAUUGGCCUCUGCACUCGACCUGCUGAUGGCUGGCACUGAGACAACAUCCACGACCCUGCAGUGGGCCAUCCUGCUGAUGAUGAAGUACCCUGAGAUUCAAAAAAAGGUGCACACAGAGAUUGAGCGAGUUCUUGGCCCUGGCUGCUUGCCUACCUUUGAGGACAGGAAAAGAAUGCCAUUCACCAACGCAGUGAUCCAUGAGGUGCAGAGAUUUGUCACCCUCCUGCCACAUGUUCCACGGUGCACCUCUGUUGACACCCACUUUAAAGGCUACUUCAUCCCCAAGGGAACAACAGUGAUUCCUCUGCUGACCUCCGUGCUGCUGGACAAAACACAAUGGGAGACACCAGAUGAGUUCAACCCCAACCAUUUCCUUGAUGCAGAUGGGAACUUCAUAAAGAAGAAAGCAUGCCUGCCCUUCUCCACAGGGCGGAGAAACUGCAUCGGAGAAAGUCUCGCCACCGUGGAGCUCUUCAUCUUCUUCACAGGCCUGAUCCAGAAAUUUACUUUUAAGCCUCCACCUGAGGUCAAAGAAUCUGAGCUGGACACGACUGCAGAGGCUGGAUUCACCAUGAGACCCCACCCACAGUGUGCCUGUGCUGUGCUACGCCAAUGA
Merops nubicus (carmine bee-eater) is the source of this 1464-nucleotide messenger RNA. RefSeq names its product cytochrome P450 2W1-like. Gene Ontology annotation, biological process: xenobiotic metabolic process. Lineage: Eukaryota; Metazoa; Chordata; Aves; Coraciiformes; Meropidae. Gene Ontology annotation, cellular component: cytoplasm; intracellular membrane-bounded organelle. Gene Ontology annotation, molecular function: heme binding; oxidoreductase activity, acting on paired donors, with incorporation or reduction of molecular oxygen, reduced flavin or flavoprotein as one donor, and incorporation of one atom of oxygen; iron ion binding. The record is from RefSeq and is a predicted model, not a curated record.